Molecule: messenger RNA, 3194 nt
Organism: Ornithodoros turicata
Lineage: Eukaryota; Metazoa; Arthropoda; Arachnida; Ixodida; Argasidae
Exons: 6
Coding region: 766-2937 (723 amino acids)
Source: RefSeq, a predicted model, not a curated record
UCAUUCUUACAGGCCAAGCUGAGGGCCACGGUUGCGGUGUAGGUGCGCUCCCCUCCGGGUUUCGCUUUAAUGCAAAUUAUGACGUCACUCUUUAUGAACAUAUAAAGAGUGACAUCAUAAUUUGUUCAUGUCUCAAAUAAAUCAUAUUUCUUUACAAUCGCAAUUAAUCACAACCUUUCAGAAUGUCUUUUUGAUGGCCGCCUGCCUGGGCAACCUUUGGAACGGAUGACAUCACGACCAACGGCAACGCAGAGCUCCUGAUGCCCUGGCGGGGAAAUCAACGAACGUUUCAUUGCUUCGGGUGCAGUCGUUGGUGACGGGCGUGGUACUGAUGCUCGGCUUGGACGGAUUUACAACGAGGAUCGAUUUCGACUGAGUAGAGUGUGUGUGUGCAGAAAUACUUUGAUGCCGGAUUGGCGCCUCGGUCAAGUGGAGUAAAUGUCAGCCAAAGUCGAAAUCCGCUGCCGCAAGUAGUGCCAAAGACCUGGAAUCUCAUUGGCCAGCCGCCAUGAUGACAACGGUGCUGCCAUCUGACGUGAUGCUUUGCAACCAACCUGCACUUAAACGAUCACCAUGCAUCACUUUCUGCUGCCAGCACCUCACGCGAAAUAAUCACGAAUCUCUCAUCGGGGAUCGGCGCCUCGGUCACGUGGAGUAAAUGUCAGCCAAAGUCGAAAUCCGCUACCGCAAGUAGUGCCCAAGACCUGGAAUCUCAUUGGUCAGUCAUAGGUCACGUUCCAUUAAAACGUCGGCACGGUGAACGAGAUGCAGCAGCCAGAGAUGAUACCCACAGCUUCUGGACUGCCAGUGGGAGAAUUGGUCACGCUUUUCAACAAAUUGCGUUCAUCGAAGUGUUGCAAAGGUCGCAGGACUAAAGAAUGCGUACUGCUCAACAGCCUCCUUACUUGGAACAAGGUGCUUUGGUGCAGCGGCUUUUCUCUCACAGAGACUGAUCCUGGUGUGCUCACUAUGUCGUCAAGCGAUAUCUGUCCUGUCACAAUGCGAGGGGCAGCAUUUCUGGAGAUGAGUACACACCUCAUAAGUGAACACAAGAGCAUCAAAUAUUUUUGCUUCCAUAGGAUAGAGGUCGACAUUCUGGAGCGCAUCUUAGCAUCAUUGGAAUCACGAUCAGAUGUGCGUGGGUUCAUCUUGGGAACCACAUAUGACGACCGAAGACCUUCCUCUUUCUUGGGCUCGUAUGAAUCUCCCAUUAACCCGCUUACGACCUUGUGGUUUAGGCAAAUCACGGAAGCUGUGACGUCAGCUACGAUGAUAUUAAGGAUGGUGCGUCAGGCAACGUCGCUCGAAGUGUUUCACAUCGAAGAAGGGUCCGUUAGGAAUGACGCUGCUGUUCAGCUGGGCUGCGAAUUGGCUAAGAAACCCUCACUUGAAACACUUCUUCUCACAGAAUUCUGUCGAGAAGUUUCGACAUCAUACAUUGCUACCCUUCGAGCUAUGGAGCCAGCCGAUAGAGUCAAAAUAUGGAACGUGAGCUCUCUCACACUUCGCGGAUGCACCGCUGAUCAGUGCAGACAACUUUGUGGUCUCUUGGUAUCGAACACGAUCAUAACCUACUUGAACCUCUCUGGAACCUAUAGCCGAACAUCCGCCUAUGAAGAUGAAUAUGACUUUGGAGUUGAAAGCGCUCUAGGAGACGAAGGAGUCGUAAUGCUUGCUGACGCGCUCUCUCGCAACAGCACAAUCUCUGUUCUCGUUUUACAAGACGUGGGAUUCCACCAGGAAGGGGCCGCUGCACUGGGCCGGCUGAUAGUUAUCAACACGGUGAUACACACGCUGGACAUAAGCCGGAACGAGCUAGGGACAGACGAGUGCAUAGCAUUGGCAAGUGGCCUACAAUUUGCAAGGUUUCUCAAGGAACUGAUCAUAGAGAAAUGUGACGUCACACGCUCCGGAGCAAUGCGUAUUUCCGAAGCCUUGCUAGCAAAUAAAUCGUGUAGAAGAGUGAGCUUCGGACAAGUUUCUCUUCUCAAGGACAACAUGUCGCAAUUGGAUUGCGUCCAACUUGCCCUUCGCAACACCCCCGGGAGAAUUCAAUUCAUGUGGGACACUGCUUCAGUGCUGUCUGGCCACAUCCUGCUCGGGCAUCCGCAGCACGUGAAGAAAAUAAUAGUGGAGUGUGGCGGCAGAGGCAUUGAUUUUCCACCAGACCGAUUGUGUGCUUUUCUUGAACAGGACGGGACAGUGGUCGAUAAAAUGCGCCUCAUUUUAAACAAUCCGUCUUACGCCUUGGGGCAACGGCUCGCCGGGUGCCUUCGACGCAAAAAUGGUCUUCGGUGCCUUAGCUUACGCAUUGGCGAAGGAACCAAUGAUGCAACAUCGGAAGCACUUGCCCGAGGUUUGCAAGCGAACACGACACUCUGUAGCCUAUGCCUCGAAGCAAACGCCGACGAAGUCGUUCGCACUUUUGCGCCAGUGAUCAGUAAAAACAAGGUUUUGAGCACUAUUUGGAUCGUUCACGUAAUAAGCGAGACUUUGACACAUGAGCUGGAGCAACACAUGAUGAGCAACUACGCCAUUACGGAGUUUAGGCUUCCUUUCGGAAGUUCACGUUCACUGAAGCAGCAGAUCGAGACUCUCGUUACGCGGAACCGAGUUCUUCAAGGUCGGUCUCUGUGUUUCGUGUUAGAAGAUACGAUUGUGAAGAAGCGCUGGAUUAAAGCCUUUGAACUGACACGUGACACGGGAACUCUCAGGAGGGCGGUCAUGUCCAAGCCGAAGAAAUCAGAGGAAGAAGCACAAUGUCUAAUCAACGGCAGACUGCGAUAUAUCCGCUACCAUUACUUCACAAUCACCGGAAUCAGCAAGGGUAGAAUUGUCUGCAACGCAUCGCCAACAGGAGCUACACAGUUACACAACCUCAACGCAAAAUGUCUCUCUCAUAUUGCCAGCUAUUUGAGAAUAACUGAUGUCAUGUGAUCCGUUCGUACGAUCGAAGUCAACCUCCAAACGGGGUGAUUUUGCCGUGAUGUGACAUUGAUGCGAGGUUCUUUGUUUGUCCUUUUCUCUCUCUCUCUCUCUUUUUCCCUACAAACCUGAGCGAAGCUUAGGUUAAAACUGAACCAAUACAUGUUGGAAAACCAUAGAUGAAAUAAGGGUUAGCAGGCAAGCGAGCUGGUGAAGGUUCGACGAUGGUGACAUACCUUCAGCUUGAGGGAACGAGAAGACACACGAAG